UCAUUUGGUUCUUAUUAUCUUGACCGAAGAACCUUCUAGUGCCAGAAGGUGAUGCAACUUCGUCAUUGAAGUCGUCAUUAGGCACACCUGUAAUGAGGUGAUCAUUGGCAUGUGACUCACUGGCUCUGUCACUUCCACGUGAGGAAAUUUCACACCUGUUGGCCAAUCUGGCGUCACCUGCUUGGCUUCAAAAAGGUAGACAUGUGCUGCAGCCUACACAGACGGCAUCUGCGUUUCUCGGCGUCUUCUCUGCACUCGCACAGGCUUCUCCGGCCAGGGAUUCAGUUCGAGGCUUCGCGAACACCCUCGACGAGCGUUCGAACCCCGAGAUUCGAACCCAGAUUUUUGCACGCUAUAGGUUCUCGUUUGCCCCUUGCCUACGAUAGCUUCGGGAGCGAUGAAGACCAAAGAUCGGAUAAGAUCGCUAUCAGGAACGGAUCGUGUGCGCGCCGCCAAAUACAGUUCCCACGGUCAUGCACGCAUCGCCACCACGUGCUGCUGCGCCCGCCGGGUUUUUCUCGCUGCAGGUCCAGGACGCCCCCGAGCUCCCCCGCCCCCCCAGCAGGGAGGACGAUGCCCAAGUUCCAGAAGUAUGCCAAAACGGCCUCGCAGGGCGGCGCGGGCGCAGGAGGGCCCCGCGGCUCGCCCCCGUCGCCGCCCCUCAGGACGCGCACGAGCCAUCGCCUGGCGAUCUCGUCUGCUGCGGCUGCUUCUGCGACCGCCACUUUAAGCAGCUCCGUCAACUUCUCCAGCAACACGGUAUUGAAGAUGACGCAGUGCAAGCCCUCCGUCCACGUGAUCGCCGGCAACAACAGCGUAAACUGCACCAGCAAAACAGCAGACAGCAGCGCAAACUGCAACGGAAGGGCCUCCGACAGCAGCAGAGGCGCAGAGAGCGGCGCCAACUACGGGAGCAGCAGAAACUCCAGCAACAGCAACGGCGACAGCUACGGCGCCAGCGCCAACUACAGCAGCAGCAGAAGCGUAGGCAGCAGCGACAGCUUAGGCUUCAACGACAGAAACAGCAGCCUGGCCAGCAGCAUGAGCAGCAGCGCCAAGGAGGAGGUGGAGCCCUCGAUGGAGGCGCUGGUCCCGGGCUCGCUGGCGCUGCCCGAGAACACGGUCGAGGUGCACUUCAUCCCCGACUCCGAGAGCAGCGUCGUGCGCAUCCCGGGCCGCGGCGACCUCCUGCAGCUGCGCCACCACGGCCGCGUCAUCACACUGCCGGUGGCGCCCUCGGGCGUGGCCGUAGGCGACCAGGAGAAGACGGACAUGGUGGCCCCGGUCAGCCAAUACGCCUUCAAAAGCAGCCCGCAGGAGGCCCCCGUGGACUUCAGCCCAGGAGGGCCUCGGGGGGACCCGCUGCUGCCGAGGGCCGCCCCGCUCGCGCCUGCGUCGCCUGCAGGCAACGUGUCCGUCGACUCCGGCGUGCUGGACGUGUCCGGCGGAAGCAGCAGCAGCGAGAGCCUGGGGCUGCCGUCGGCCGAGCUCUUCCGCAGCGACGAGGACCUCAGCGGCGCCGACCUGGCGGCCCCGAUGGCUCCCGCGCGCCUGCCCAGCAUCGAGAGCGCCUUCAGCCGCGUCGGGGAGGCCUUCCGGGGCCCCGACGACACCGGCGCGGAGCCGCCCCCCGCCCACACCUCCGAGCCACCCCCGCCCGCCCACUCUACCGAGCAGUCCCCAUCGUACGCUACACUAAGAACGGUCACCUCCGUGUCGUCCUUCACUCCCUACCCGCCGCAGUCGACGCCCCUCCCGUCGCCGCCCGCCCCCGUCAGCCUCCCGUACGCCCACGAGUCCCUGUACGUCGACGCCAUGGGCUCCCUCGGCCAGUACCAGACCAUCAGUCCGCCCGGAGGCCUUCUCACGCCCACAGACUCGGUCCACAGCCACCUCAUGCCGCCCAUUCACAACUACCCGCCCGAAUAUGCAUUGAGAUACGCGGAGCACCCACCGAUGACGGGCACGAACGGCGGCCUGGCGCUGGCGUACCCCCACGGGGCCGUGCCCAGCGGCUGUAGUUUCAGCAGGGGAGUCCCUCGACCCUCGUCCUCGGCGUCCUCGCCCUCCUCCUCAGCCAUCGGGAUGAACAUGAUCGGCAACGGCGGGUGUCCCCGGACGGGCCCGGGGUCGCGCGGGGGGCGGGCGCGGUCGCAGCGCGUGCACGAGAAGCUGUCCCGGGAAGAAUACAAAAAGUCCGCGUGCGACCGCGAGCGGCAGCGAAUGCGGGACAUGAACAGCGCCUACGACGUCCUGCGGGACCGCCUGCCCUUCUCGAAGCCGCCGGGGAAGAAGUGCUCCAAGAUGGAUAGCCUCAGUGGGAGAGAUCGCUUCCCUUCUAAGUUGGAGACGUUGAGACUUGCCAUCCGGUACAUCCGCCACCUCGUCAACCUGCUCUCCGUCCCGGCCGGCAGCAUCUACCCCGAUUACGACCCGCCGCCCUACAACGUGUCCUCCGUCCCGACGAACCUCCGCCUGCAGCACCGCAUCUACUCGCACCCGCCGUCCACGGUGUCCACGGACUCGCACGCCCCCGCCAGCAUCGCCCUCUACACCUCCGCCGCGCACGGCCUGGAGGGGAUCGAGUACCAGUACAUGCCACAGGGCCUGACCACGUCAACCCUCUCCCACGCCGACUACCUCAGGGACUCCAUCUGGCAGACGGAGACGCCCCUCGCCGAAUAUCAGUACUGAAGGCGCCCUUCACAUUACCCCAAGCGGCUACUGGGGGGCACAAGGCGAAGGUCCUUACAUUCACAGUGAUUGCUCAAAAAAUCCUAGUUUUCUAGGAGAAGAGUCUUUCCUUAUCAAAGUAUUUUCGCAUUUUUUCCCGAAGACAAAAGACCUCCUUGUCUCUAGGCGGAGAAGUAACUUGGGUAAUAUUUACGAGCUAGUCAUUUUCCAAACCAAAGUGCUCUUUGUAUCGCUGAGGAACGCAGGAGGGGAAGUAACGAGGGAUCAGAAGCCUGCCAAAGAGGAAGACGGAAGUCAUUUGAAAAUCCGUCCGUGAUAAGGAAAAGGGAAUUAAGUAUAACAAGAGUGUCGUGUGAACUAGUUAAUCCUCACGAGUUUUCUUUAAAUGAAUGCAGUGUAUAUUCUUGAGUGCAAGAUCACACACAGGCCCUCAGCUUUGAGGACAGAAACGUUAUCUUUAUGUUAUGAUAUUGAGAGUACUUUAUAUAUACACCAAUGUAAGGUUCAUACAAGUAGACUGUAUAUGUGGUUUACUUGUUCAGCACUAUUGUUAUAAUCUGAGAAUAGAAAACUUGUACUUAUACCUGGGAAAAUCUAUUCUUUUGGAAAUUCAUGUAUAAAGAGAGAUCCCUGUAAUAUUUAUUUGGCAGCGUGUGUUUUAAGCUUUGUGAGCAGGAAAAUCGUUAAUUAGAGGAGGCCUGCGUCCUUCAUGAGGCCAUUUGUAGGGAGCGAGCCAGCAAAUGGGAUAUUUCCUCCAUGAUACUAGAGGCCUAGAUAAUGAAGACCCUCAGCGAUUUUGAAACCAAAAACCGAAAACCCGAUGAGAAUUUCACUGUAAAAGGGUGGUCUGAUACGCCAUCGUCUCAUUGGAUUGCUUGAUGACCAAAGAAAAAGUCUUUUCGUUAGAAUGUUGCCUUAUUUUCAUCUCGACUGUUUUAGACGGAAGAGAAUGUAAGAGUGCCAUGCUGGCUCGAUCCGUAUACUGUUAUGCGAUGUAUCAGACGCGCUUUGGACGAGCCCUUUGGAGUAAAACACAACUUCACUAAACAGAGCAUGGUUCUUAAGUUAGAAAAAAAUAAGGAUAGCUACUAAAUCCGAGGGUAGGUAUAUUCUCAUAUUAAGUAUGUUAAGGAAUCCGAAAGUCAUAAUUCUUUUCGAAAGCUGUCGACAAGCUCUACUCUACUUUAGUUAUAAUGUAAUUUUAUUUAAUUUGUGCUUUACACUCACCGAAGACAGUAUACUAAUAAGAGAGUACAUUUUUCUAUAUUUCUAGUCAUACGCCGACCAAAGUACACGUCUCUGAGCGCUUGUUUUGAUGUUCGUUAUUGGCUCAAUCCGCUAGCACGUCCAAAAAGAUACCCUUUUUGACGAAUAUCUGAAAAAAACUGAUAUUUUGCCAUUUUACUUUAUUUUUGUUUUAAUUAUCUCUUACUACAACUACGAGAGUCUAUAUAGAUCAAAGACUAAAUAAGCCUAUUUUUUUCUUUUUCUUGCGUAGUCUUUGAUGUAAAUAUACUUAUGGGCUGAACCGUCUCCUCUGUCUGCUGACGACGCGGUGGGCCCCUUAUCGUUAAGUUAUGUGUACCUGUUGUGGAGAGAUUGGGUGACUAGAUUAUAAGUGUAAUAUUCGGUAGUCCAUAUUUACUUUUGUGUUUGUUAUGUUAUUUGUUCAGUAAAUGAA
Messenger RNA from Penaeus chinensis, 4375 nucleotides. RefSeq names its product arginine-glutamic acid dipeptide repeats protein-like. The transcript has 9 exons. The record is from RefSeq and is a predicted model, not a curated record. NCBI's taxonomy places the organism in Eukaryota, Metazoa, Arthropoda, Malacostraca, Decapoda, Penaeidae. The coding region runs from base 202 to 2694 and encodes 830 amino acids. Gene Ontology annotation, biological process: regulation of transcription by RNA polymerase II; mesoderm formation. Gene Ontology annotation, molecular function: protein dimerization activity; RNA polymerase II cis-regulatory region sequence-specific DNA binding; DNA-binding transcription factor activity, RNA polymerase II-specific. Gene Ontology annotation, cellular component: nucleus.